GACGGUUUUACAAUGACCUGGAAUCUAAAAUGGCCGCCAAGUAUGCCAAACUUUCGCGAUCAUGGCAUCAACUUUGACGUUUUUGUCAACCUUCAGCGGUGAAUUGCAAUAACAUCGAUUUUGAAGCCCAGGUUAAGUAUCCUUACAGGUCCUUAAGCUUGCCAGAAUCUCAUCUGAAGCGUUGAUCAGCUUUGAAGCGACAUAUCUUCGAACUGUCUUCGCCGUAAACAUACUUCCGGGUAUAACGAGGCUCCAGUUGAAGACUUCUUAACAACAACGUUAACAUGGAUGCCAGUGCACUUGAAGUAGACGCCUUUAGCUUUGCUAGCGUCGCGGUCCGGCUAGACCAGGAAGGCAAUCACGACGAGGCCAUCUUCUACUACUUGGAGGCAGCGGAAGCUCUGCGGAAUGCGGGCCAGGCUGGAUCCAAGCUGGCGGUGGUGGAGAAGGCCAUGGAGUACCUGGACAGGGUGGAACAGCUCAAACAGAUCCGCACAGGGGGAGGAACCUUCCAGAUGAAAACACAACAGCAGAUUGACCUUGAGAGGGCGCGGUUCCUGAUCGAGCAGGCGUUUGAAGAAGAUGAGAAUGAUAAUAAGGAGGAGGCGGCUGAGCUGUACAUGGAAGCUGUGGAGCUGUGUCUCAAGGCUAGAAAGGAGACUACGGACGGGGAACUACAAGCCAAGCUGGGAAAAUUGGCCACAGAUGCAAUAGAAAGAGCUGAACAACUGAAGAAAAAACAAGCUACUACCCAGAGAGGGGCAUCUCCACAGAGACCAGCUACAAACAGAGCCAUCCCUCCCCUUGGAGUUGCAGGUCUCAACCUGAGCGAUGACACACCUGCCAGCAAAGGGUCAGGGGGUGGUGGUGGUGGAAAGAAGAGUCCCACAGGAGGUGGUGGGAGGUAUACAGCAGAAGAAAUUAAAGUUCUUAGGCACACAUCCAAUAUCAAUGGAAGAAGUUACGUGCCCUUCAUGUCUGUGGAUCUAAAAGAGAGGUUUGCAUUCCCAGUACCAUUCAGUGACAAGCACGGGAAGCUGGCACUCUCUCCGAAGCAGAAGACUCGAUUCGCUCGUUGGGUCAGACGGUUGUUUCUGACUGUUCCUUUGUUGCAUCGUUGGGUAUCAGUGCUGCAUACGAGAGAAGAUUUAAGAAGAAACUUAUCACAAGCAUCAUCUACCCACAGAACAAGCGAGGAGAGCCACAGUACAAUCCUUGUGGGAAGUACAUGGUCAAACUCAACAUCAAUGGGGUGCACAGAAAAGUGAUAAUAGACGACUUCCUGCCCAUGGACCAGUAUGGAGAACUGCUGUGUUCCUUCUCCAACAACAGGAACGAACUCUGGGUCUCGCUCCUGGAGAAGGCCUACAUGAAGGUUAUGGGUGGCUAUGACUUUCCAGGCUCAAAUUCGAACAUUGACCUCCAUGCACUGACAGGCUGGAUUCCGGAGAGGGUUCCCAUCAGGCAAGGCUCCGAGGACUUCAACAAGAACGGAGUCUUCAACAUGAUGAGGUCACGCUUCCACAAGGGGGAGUGUCUCAUCACUGUGGCAACAGGUGAGAUCAGUAAGGCAGAUGAGGACAGGACAGGACUGGUGUGUACACAUGCCUACGCACUAUUGGACAUCAGGGAACACAAGGGUCUUAAGAUGAUCCAGCUGAAGAACCCUUGGAGCCACCUGAGGUGGAAGGGGCGUUUCUCAGAGCAGGACAGCGAGAGGUGGACACCUGAGCUACAGAAGGCCUUCAACUACGAUGUCAGGACUGCACAGUCUUAUGACAAUGGAGUGUUCUGGAUUGACUAUGACUCCCUGUGUCACUUCUUUGAUGUCAUCUACAUCAACUGGAACCCUGAGAUGUUCAGGUUCACCACAUGCAUGCACGAUGUUUGGUUGGCCAAAGAAGGCCCUAAGAAGGACCUGUACUCCCUGGGAGAUAAUCCCCAGUACAGACUGGAGGUUAAAGGACCCAAGGGUGGAGCAGCAGUGUGGGUCUUACUGACCAGGCACAUCACGGACAAGGAUGACUUUGCUGUGAACAAGGAAUACAUCACUAACCUGGUGUACAAGACUGGAGGAAGGAAAGUUUUCUAUCCAAAUGACCCCAGGCCUUACAUUGAUGGAGUGAGAAUCAACAGUCCACAUUAUCUAUGCAAAAUCUCAGUCAAGGAUCCUGGCAUCUCCCUGUACACACUGGUCAUUUCACAAUAUGAGAAGAGCAAUAAUAUCUACUACACACUGAGGAUAUACUCCACUUGUGAAUUCAACCUCACCAAAGUGCCAGAGCCAUACAAACUCGAGAAAACUGUGAGUGGACAGUGGAAGGGGUCCAGUGCAGGAGGCUGUGGUAACAACCCAGCCACCUACCCCAACAACCCAGUCUUCCAGUUUACACUACAGAACAGUGCCAACAACAACCAUGUUCUACUGGAGCUGAAAGGACCCAAGCAGUACAGCGUAGGGUUUGAUGUGAAGACAGUCACACUGACUGGAGAUGCAGACUCGCCAGGUGCCUUCCAGAAAGCUGCUUCAGGGGACUUCAGACAUGGCUACUGUGUGUUGGAGUUGGAAAACGUCCCGGGUGGAACCUACAACCUCAUCCCCUGUACCUUUCGUGCCGGACAGGAGGGGCCAUUUCUCCUCACUGUGUCCUCGUCAUGUCCCUUCACAGUCGCACAGAUCAAAUAACAACAGAUCAUCCCACAUGCAGGGGUUAUGGAGUAAUGCUGGUUCACCUUUAACUGAGGAUAACCUAUAUUCAUGGUUUGUAAGAAAAACGUAUCUAGGGAUAUGAAGUCGACGGACGGUGGUUUCAAGUCCGUAGACUUAAUACUCCUAAAUGUGCUGUUUUUAAAGACCACAGAUAAAGGUCACCCACGGAUAAAGGUGAACUAGAGUUAGAUCAAGAUCGUGGGAAUUUAGCUUUCGAAAAGUUAAGGUCAUACAUGUAAACAUAAAUGAAUUAUUAGAAAUUCAUUAUGACAAUGCCUGCAACUUAACAUUCAACUACAGAAACGUGCUAAAACGGCUGCUCUUUUCUCUGACUAGUGAUGAUAACAUUCUACAACAGUGCUGAAGAGUAUAACUUCAAUUAGAUUCUAGAAGCGUAAAAGAAGUAUGUGGAAAUCAAGAGCUUAUAAUCAUCUGUAAACAUUUAUAUGUGAAACUGUUUGCUCAUUUUUUUCUAUGAACUUGACUCCAAGACUUCUAGUUGCUUUUUUUUCAGUAUGUGUAAAAAGAAAGGUGAAACAAUGUUGACAGUCAUGUAAACUCAAGUUAACAUACUUAAGUUCAAUGUAUAAGUGUCUUAAAGUGUAAAAAAAUGUAUGCAGUGGUAAAAAUAUGUAUGCAGUGGUAAAUCUAUCAUUGUGUGCGACCUAGUAUAAUGCUACAGCAUAAACAAUCAAUGUAUAACUGAUGACAUAGCUGGCCUUAUCUCCUUAUCUGACUGUCUUGUCUUUACAUGUAGAUCUCAUCUUAGCUCUGCAAAAAGCGUAGUAGAAACCAGGAGCUUUUAAAUGUAUCCAUAUACAUGUACAUAACCUAUAAAUAGAAUAAUGGUGUUUUUCUUAUCAUUAUGAAA
Branchiostoma floridae (Florida lancelet) is the source of this 3581-nucleotide messenger RNA. Its product is annotated as calpain-7-like. Gene Ontology annotation, biological process: proteolysis. The record is from RefSeq and is a predicted model, not a curated record. Lineage: Eukaryota; Metazoa; Chordata; Leptocardii; Amphioxiformes; Branchiostomatidae. Gene Ontology annotation, molecular function: calcium-dependent cysteine-type endopeptidase activity.